Molecule: messenger RNA, 2850 nt
Organism: Plasmodium knowlesi strain H
Lineage: Eukaryota; Apicomplexa; Aconoidasida; Haemosporida; Plasmodiidae
Product: conserved Plasmodium protein, unknown function
Exons: 9
Coding region: 1-2850 (949 amino acids)
Source: RefSeq, a predicted model, not a curated record
AUGGAAGUCGCCAAGUUGAAGGAAAUAAAAAGGGACACGAGCACAGGGAGGAGGAUAGUAGCUCCUACCGAAGUAGAGGAAGAAGGAAUAGGAAGUAUGCCCGUACGGGUAGGAAAAAUCCAAUCGAAGGGGAGACAAGCAUUUGGCACCAAGGAAGACGACACAGAUGUAUCACAUGGUAAAAGUAGUAACAUGAAAAAACUAUUUAACGGAAUUAUAGGAAGUCAAAUGAAGCAUGCCAAAAAUGUUAUCGAAGGGGUGAAGGAACAUCUAAGGUGCACAGCAAAGGGGGCAUCCAAAAAUAUGAAUUACCCCUUCUGUAAGUCUCCUUGUAAUAUUGAGGAUCUCAAAAACACCAUCUACAUCAACGAAGGCGAAAUCAUCAUUAGGAAAAACGCCUAUAAAAAUCUAUUCAAUAGUAGGAGGGAAGACAACAAGGAAACGAAGGAGACACCUGAUUUGAAAAAGAAUUCAAAUGAAGAUAUUUUUUCUUGCAAAAAUAGAGACAUAAUUUUUCGGGGCACUCACAACUUUGGUUUUCACGUAGAGCUCUCUUGUGAGAAUGAAGAAAAUAAAAUUAUCGCCUAUGCAUAUGAUACGGAUACAAAGAAAAGGAUUCCAUGUGUUUACCGGUGGACACGCAUCUACUCUGAUCAAACAUGUAACAUGGUUAGUCGCAGUUUUGCUAACUCAGGCAUCGCUGGAAAUGGUAACAUCAUUGAAUCGGUUGACACCGUUGGCAGUGCUUCAGAUGGAGGAAGUUAUUCAGACGGGAAAAUUCACCCUGAGAUAUCGCAGUAUGGAAGCGAAUACGAAUUAACCUGUGAUGAUAUAGGACUCAAAAUUUGUGUGGAGUGUUCUUACCUGAAUUAUGGACAAUUGAAAAAAGAUACCCGAUGUAAGUAUCCGCGGAACAAUGUAGAAAACUCCAUAGGAAGUUGGCAGGAAAGCGAUGCGAGUGUAGAUGGUAAAAUUGUUGAUCAGUCGGGCUGCAGUGAUGUUCAGCUAUAUAAUGACAUUUCUUCGUUUAAGAAUAGCUUCACGGAUAGUACUGAUCCACACCCAUCGGGAGUGAAUCCACAUGAUCUAAGUACGUUCCGACGUGGAGAUAGAAGCAGUGGUCCUUCCCGCUCUUCCAGUCGAAUCGCUACCGAAAUCAGCAACCAUUAUACUAGUGGGACAAACGAAAGAGGAGACUUACAAAACAUUAAGAAAGAACCCUUUACUUUGGAUCCAUACGAAUCAUCUCUGAGGGAAAAGAAUUUCAUCUGUGCUCCCACGCAAACGAAUAAUGAUCAUCCCCCUAAUAAUCUCUUCAUCGAUGGGAAGUACACAGGAGUUGCAGUGGCCGAAGUGGGACCAUUCACUUUGAACGAAAAAACGAAAAGGAUGCUCCAAACAGUUAUACAAAAUGAUAUAAUAAGGUAUCCAAUAUAUGUUGUGCGGAAGAGCACCAAAGAUGAUGAUAAGGUUGGAAAGGCUUAUGAAAGAGACUCAAUUAAUAUCAUUCCUUCAAAAGGAAAGAACAGAAUAAAAGGUUUGGAUGCGUAUAACGACUGCACCACCAGUGUAGAUGAACAUAGCCUCAGCUCCAACGUGGACAGUGAACAAGACGAUCAUCUAUACAUGCUUCAUAUUCACAAAAACGAGAUAAAGCUUGUGAGUCAAAGUAACAUAACAACACAGAUGUGGAGUUACAAGUUCAGUGAUGUCUAUCCCUACGUAGAGUUUUCACGUCGCGCUAAUAGUUGUAACGACGAGUUUUUUCUCCACACCAGUGACAGAGAAUACUGUAUUUGCAAAUGCCUGCACAAAAGGCACCGAGAUUUAAUUGCUAUCAUCCUGAGAUACAUGCACGCAAAUCUGCAAAUACUUAAUGACUACAUUUUUAACAACAUCAAUGAGAGCUUCGAAAAUAAAAGAGCCAAAAAUAUAUUUGAUAAUGUAGAUGUCAACUCCAUCCUAGAAAAUGUCAACAGAGAGCUCCUCACACAUCAAAAACUCAAUCAAAAGUAUCUGCAGAAGAUUAAGAAGCUUCGUGGCGAGAAAAAUAUUCUAGAGGAAGACCUUAAGAACACUAUUGAGGCGUUUCAGGCUCAGCUUGACACCGUGAAGCGAUUCAAGGAUGAAAACGAGCUAGUCAAAACGAAUGAACACCUGAUGAAAGAAAUAAAGCUAUUACAGGAUAAGUACAAAAACGUAGACUUGUUUUUUAAAAACAAGUACAAACUCCUACUGAACGACAUCGAACGGUAUAAAAAGUUGGUGGAUGAGAGAAAGACAAAGGUCAUCUCGCAGGAAGCCGAAACGCUACGGGCCAAAUUGGAGGCUGUUGAGCACGAAAAGAACGAUUUGAGAAGAGAGACCGCUAAAAUAAAGAGAUAUUAUGAGGAAGAGAAAAAAAGCAAAAUCGAGCUACAGAAUCGGCUGGAGGAAUUGAGUCUGAAGAUGGAAAAUCUGAAAAAGUCGCUGGAGGAAGAAAAAAGCAAAGGGGAAAGCACCUCCGGAUGUAUGAAGGAAAUAGAAGAACUGAGAAAAAACAACAUCAUACUGCAGCAGAAGAAUGUAGCCAUAUCGGAUCAGGUGAACAUUCUCGUCACGGAAAAAAACAGACUCUCCAAGAUGGUUGACUCGCUUACGAAGGACAUUGAGAAGGCCAAAACGAACGGAGGUCUUCGAAGCGCGGAGGGUCAGAAGAAAGGCCCUAAAUCCCUCCCCAGUGAUGACCCCAACCAAAGCGAGGAAGACAACCACCAGAAACUUCUAAAGGAAGUCGCAUCCCUACGUGGAGAAAACGAGCUUUUAAAAAAAAGAAUAAAAAAGUUUGCUAAAAUUAAUUCUAUGGCUUGA